Molecule: messenger RNA, 2795 nt
Organism: Paramecium pentaurelia
Lineage: Eukaryota; Ciliophora; Oligohymenophorea; Peniculida; Parameciidae
Source: the annotation of a GenBank genome assembly
AUGAGUCUUAGCAUUCAACUAUUUUAUUAGCCCUCUCUUACAGCAUCCUACCUUCGAAAUAAUCGUUUCAUGUCUGCCUAUGAUUUUACACUCAUAUUCCCUUCUAUUCCACUUUCCUUUGGAAUUUCUAGUGAUUUAGCUGCAGGAUGGUCCAAAUUAGUUUAUGAGUAAGUUUUAAUGAAUAAAACUUAACAAAAGAUUGAAGUUGAAAUUUAAGGCUUGACUGAAAAGGAAGCAUUUGUAGUUGAACAAUGUGUUAAAUUAUUAUUUGGUUUCAAAAUUGAUUUUUGUAUACAAGAUGUCUGGUAAGCCUUGAAAGUAUGUGAUAUUAUAGGGAUAACUUAAUCACCAUAAAUUGAAGGUAUUACAGUAUAAGAAUAACUGUUAUCAUUUGCAUUGUAAAAUAUUUAAUAAAUCAAUCUAAUUGAAGGAUUAGAUUAUACAUAACAACUAUUAGAAAUAGGAGGAGAAGGACUUUUAGUGCAUAGAACUGAUAUUAGAUUAUUAAGUUAAUAAAUAGUGGAUAAAAUUAGAGAAAUAAUAUUAGCAAGCAAAUUUGAAAUACUUACAAAUUAUGCUCAUAAUUAAGAAUAAAGUAUUGAUAGUUAAAAUAAUAAUAAUAAAUUCUUAUUAAAAGAUUUAAAAAGAGAGCAUUAUAUAUAAUUGAGAACUCUUUUUUAUAAUUUUGUAAAUCAAUAAAAUACAGAAUUAACUGCUAAUCAAAAUAUAGUAAAGAUCUUAUUUGAAGAAUUGGAUCAAUAAUUUGAAUUAGAUAGUUAUAUUAAUAAAUAUUUUGAAGAAGUUACUUCUAAAAUGUAAGCUAUUGAUAUAUCUGUGAAUAAAAUAGAUAAAAAGUAUGAAGCUUAAUUAAAUAAAUUGAAUGAAUUUAUUAAUUAAGAAUUUGAAAGUCUUAAAAGAGAAAACAAAAUGUUAAAAAACCAAUUAUAUUUUGCUCAUAGAAGAAUUGAAUAAUUAUAAAAUCCUAGAAUAAUUUGCCAAUAUCAAAUGAAUCUUUUUUGUUUCUCCAAUGGAAUUAUAAAGUAUAAGAAUAGUGGAGUUAUUCAUACAGAGAAUAUGGAUAGCUAUAUUAUUAAUUGCAUUGUAAAAUUAAAAGAUAAUAAUAUUGCAGUAGGAAUGCAAGGAGGAGAUAUUCUAUUAUACAAUAAAUAAUUAGAGAUUAUAACAACUCUAAAAUUAUCAUCAGAAAUACAAAUUUAAAACACAUAUCAUGUUAUUUGUAUGCAAGUCUAUGUAAAUACUAUUAAUUUUAAUUUAGAAUAAUUAUUUAAUUACUUCAUAUUCAAAUAAUGUAUAUUGCAUUUGGUGGAAUUAAUAAUUAAACUUUCAUGAAAAGAUGGAAUCAUAGGUGAGUGUUAUUUUUAGUAAUCUUUUAUUGGGUAAUUUUAUUCUUUUAGGUUGUGUUGACGGUACAAUACAUUUUAUAUAUCUAAAUGAAUCUAAACCAUAAUUACAAGCAGAUCAUAUUAAAAAACUUAAAAAUUCAAAUAAUGAAGUUAUGAAAUUAGAAGUUAUUCCUUAAAAUAAUGAUUUAUUAGUAUCAGUGCAUAAUGAUCAAUUAAUAUGUAUUUGGAAUUGGGAAUUAGAAAAUGUAUUAUAAGUAAUAAAGAUUGAAUAAUAAAUAUAAGAUAUAUAGAUAUUUUUGGAUUAAAAAGAUUAAAAAAUUUUGAGAGUUUUGUUAUAAAAUGGUUAUUUGAAUGAAUAUAAUUUGGAUUAAUAAAAUUAGCUAAUAGAAUCUAUUUAUAUUGAUAAUAAACCAUUUUAAUUAGUAGGGGAACAAUUUUUGACUUAUGAUGGGAAAAUCAAAAAGAUAAAGAAUGGGCCAUUAAAUUGUUGUAAUUAUCAUCUCCAACAUUAAUCUACUUAUUUUCAUCAUCAAGAUAAUUGUGUAUAUGGACUAUUAUUAAUAAAUUAUCCUUAUGUUGCAUCCUCUGGUGAUGACAAAACUAUAGUUAUUUUCAAUUUGAAAUCUUAAGAAAAAUUGAUUUUGAGAGGACAUCAAAGUUAUAUUAAAGCAAUAGGAUUACUUUAAGAAAAUAAACAUAUAAUAUCAGGUAGUUAUGAUACAACAAUUAAGAUUUGGGAAAUAUCAACAGGGAUUUGUUAAAAUACUUUAAAUGGUCAUACAAAACCUGUUUUAUGUUUAUAAGUAUUAUAAUAGACUUAGUCUAUGGUUGUAAGUGGAGGGGAAGAUGGUGUAAUAAGAGGGUGGAAUUGGAAGACAGCAAUUUGUAUAUGGAAAAUGGAAAGUAAAUUAGAAAUAUGGUCUCUUUUGGCAAUUUAGGAACAUUGUACAGUUUUAAGUGGAUAUAAGUAAAUAAAAAUAUUAUUAUUAUAGAGAUGGUUCAAUAAAGGUAAUAAAUACAGGUUAAUCUGGGGAGAAAACUUAAAAAAUAACUGAAUUGAAAAUUCAUAAAUAAUAUGUUAAUUGUAUGAUACAAUUGAAAGGAUCUAUAAUAGCAAGUGGAUCAUCUGAUGCUACAAUCUAGAUUACAAAUUUUUAUACAGGAGAAAUUUUAAAAACUUUAAUUGGUCAUUAAAAUAUUGUUUGGUCAAUUUAAAUGAUUGAUGAUGACACUAUAGCUUCAUCUAGUACAGAGGGUAAGAUUAAAAUAUGGAAUUGGAAAGAAAGUCUUUGUUUGAAUAGUUAGGUAGUAGGAAAAGGAUCAAUCUAUGUAUUAUUAAAAUUACCAUUUACAAAUAAAAUGAUUGGUGGAACUGCUUAAGGAGAGAUUCUAUAAUGGAAAAUUUGUAAAGAAGAAUAAAAAUUAAUAUGA